GUUUCCUAAGAAUGACAAAUGUUACACUUUUUAAAAGUAAGUUAUUUCAUAAUUAUCCUCCAUACUCUUUACAUCCCUCAACUCUUCUCUCAUCCAUAUAUUGCUCUUUGCCCUUUGUUAUUCCCUCUCCUCCAAACAUCAACCCAGAUUUCGCCCACCAUAAAAAUUCAUUCCCAAAAAGUUUUCCAAUUAUUUCUUCUCAUCUUUUCUUAAAGCUUUUACCCUACUUAUAAACUUCACUAAUUGAUUCCAUUAAUCUUUUCCUUUAUUUUUUUUGUGUAUUUCAUGAAUUAGGGUUUUAUGGAAAAUUUGGGGGUCGGUUGCAACAACUCGCACAUGGUUGCUAGUCUAAAUUUUAUGAUGUUGAUAGAGGAGCAAUGAAGGCAUGAUGUUGAUAAAAGAGUAAUGAAUGUAGAUGGCAAUAACAAAGUUGAUGUAUGGUAUAGAAUUCAUAUGACCCUUGUUAUCCAAUAGUCUAAAACCAUGUAAUUUAUUUAGGAAUCAUUAAGGACAAUAUUGCUCAUUGUACGAUGGAUGUUGCUGAAAAUUGUGAAGCUUCUAAUGAUGCUAAAGCCUGAGACACUAUGAGUUUAUUUGAGCUACUUAAAACAAAGAUGUCAUAUCAAAUGUGGAAAGAGAGGGGUACAGCUGGCGACAAGAGGUCAAAUAAUGCAAAGAAUUACAAUUGCAAAAAAAGCGGCGUAAUACUUCGGAAAUGUCUUCUACAAGUUUCUCACCUUCAAAGGAGAAGAAGUGCAAAUGUGGUGUUCCCUUUGCAAAGCUUACCAGUUGGACAAGGGAGAACCCUGGUCGUAAGUUCAGAACAUGCAAGUUCUACGAUCCUGUAACUGAGAGCAGAGGUUGUAAAGCAUUUGAAUGGGUGGAUGAACAAGAUGGGACAGCCUGGCAAACAGAGGUGAUCAACAAUUUGUUGUUAGAUAAGAAACUGUUGAAGGGGGAAAUUAGUGAUUACAAGAGGGAAGUUGAUGAUCUUGGUGGACAGUUGAGGUGUUUGCUGAAUGAAGUGGACAGGCUGAAAAUGAAAUGCAAGGCUUUAAACUCUGACAGGAACAAGAUGAACAGAGAGAUGCAUGGAAGGAAUGCUAGAUCAGAUCACUCUGUUCUUAGUCUUGCUGUUGGGAUUAGUUUGGUCAUAUUAGUGAUCCUUCUUAUUAGGGGGUUUGUAAUGCAUUAAGUAUAACUUGUAAUGCUAGUAAUUGCAUGAAACAAUAAUAUGGUAAUGUAAUGAUUUAUAAGUGGCAGUGAACCACUAUUGCAAGCAAACUAAUGUACACAAUUAUGAAAGCAAUGAAUUAAGUAAGUACCUAAGUAGUUGAUAUUGCA
This is a messenger RNA of Chenopodium quinoa (quinoa), 1344 nucleotides long. RefSeq lists its product as uncharacterized. Bases 716 to 1195 code for a protein of 159 amino acids. Lineage: Eukaryota; Viridiplantae; Streptophyta; Magnoliopsida; Caryophyllales; Amaranthaceae. Gene Ontology annotation, molecular function: zinc ion binding. The record is from RefSeq and is a predicted model, not a curated record. The transcript has 3 exons.